Molecule: messenger RNA, 1263 nt
Organism: Gavialis gangeticus (Gharial)
Lineage: Eukaryota; Metazoa; Chordata; Crocodylia; Gavialidae
Gene: DAO
Product: D-amino acid oxidase
Exons: 11
Coding region: 163-1206 (347 amino acids)
Molecular function (GO): FAD binding; D-amino-acid oxidase activity
Source: RefSeq, a predicted model, not a curated record
UAGACUCAGAUCUUUGCCCCGGUGGCAAAUGAACCUCGGACUGUCCACUGCGCCCUCCGCUGCGAACAGCGUGCAGGGAGAACGUGUGCCGCGGAGACCCCAGAAGCUCCUGGGGACCCGUCUCUCCCCGCAGGCCCUGCAGGAGGGGUCUCACUCGCAGCCAUGCGGGUGGCUGUGAUCGGAGCGGGGGUGAUCGGGCUCUCCACGGCCUUGUGCAUCCAUGACCAGUAUCACGCCAUCGUCCCAGCCCUGGAGAUUGAGGUCUAUGCCGACCGAUACACGCCGCACACCACCAGCGACGGUGCCGCUGGGCUGUGGCAGCCCUACCUGGAUGACAAGGGAAACAUUCAGGAAACGCUCUGGAACAAAGAGACAUUUGACUACCUGCUCAGACACCUUCGCUCCCCAGAAGCAGAGGAGAUGGGUCUCUUCCCCAUGUCCGGCUACAACCUCUUCACACAGCCAGUCCCGGACCCAUCUUGGAAAAACAUUGUCCUGGGGUUUAGGAAGCUGACACCGAAAGAGCUUGAACUCUUCCCUGGCUACAGCUACGGUUGGUUCAAUACAGCACUGAUGCUCGAGGGCAAGAGCUAUUUGCCUUGGUUGACCAAGAGGCUCCAGCGGCGAGGAGUCAAGUUCUUUCAGAGGAAGAUCAGAUCCUUCGGGGAGCUUCUUGCAGAGGGUGUGGACAUCAUAAUCAACUGCACAGGGGUACGCGCAGGGGAACUACAACCGGACCCGGAGCUACAGCCAGGGCGCGGCCAAAUCAUGAAGGUCCUGGCCCCCUGGGUGAAGCAUUUCAUCAUAACUCACGACACUGAAUCUGGGAUCUAUAACUCCCCGUACGUUAUACCUGGGAGUAAGCUGGUGACCCUGGGAGGGAUACUUCAGCUGGGAAACUGGAACGAAGAAAACAGCCCCCGGGAUCACAAAACCAUCUGGGAAAGGUGCUGCCAGCUGCUCCCGAGUCUCCAGAAAGCCAAGGCUGUGGAUGAGUGGAGCGGCUUGCGACCAGUGCGCCACAGAGUUCGCCUGGAGAGGGAGACCAUUCAUCACGGACUUUCAAAAUCCGAGGUGAUACACAACUAUGGCCACGGGGGUUUCGGACUCACCAUUCACUGGGGCUGCGCCAUGGCCGCGGCAAGGCUCUUCGGAAGUAUUCUUCAGGAGAAGAAGCAGGCCAGACCACCACAGUCCCACCUGUGAUUUCACAGCAGCAUCCUGGCCCGACUUGGGCGACCAUUCAAAAGCCAGUAGCUUAGA